This is a messenger RNA of Ceratotherium simum simum (southern white rhinoceros), 3023 nucleotides long. Lineage: Eukaryota; Metazoa; Chordata; Mammalia; Perissodactyla; Rhinocerotidae. The record is from RefSeq and is a predicted model, not a curated record.
AGGACCCCGAGGGGUGCACUCCCUAAGGGGGAUAACUACCUCCUGCAGGACCGGGCGAGACUGGGCGGGAAGGGACGGGAGGGGACAGGAGAAGCCCUUCCCCUCCUCCUGUGCCAGCCGCCCAGGCCCUCACUCACUCCCAGAAGGGUUUUUCCCAGAGAGUGGAAAGCAAGAAAGUAACCUUUAGGAUUAAAGAGAAACAUUCCUUUGUUUUGGUUUUCUUUUUGUUUCCCCCCAAGCCUCUUUUCACAUCUGUAGUAGCUUUUUUCCUCUUGUCUGGGGGUCAUAGGAGAAGGGCCAGAGAAUGUCAUUCCAGGCAGCAGGGAACCAGACAUCCUCUGGGGCGACAGAUGACGACUCCUACGACAGCUGGUAUAUCGAUGAGCCCCAGGGCGGCCGGGAGCUCCAGCCGGAGGGGGUAGUGCCCUCGUGCCACCCCAGUGUGCCGCCCGGCCUCCCCCAUGCCUGCCUGGCCGUGCUGUCGGUUCUCGUGUUGCUGCUGCUGGCCAUGCUGGUGAGGCGCCGCCAGCUCUGGCCCCACUGUGGGCACGGCAGGCCUGGACUGCCCAGCCCUGUGGAUUUCUCAGCUGGGGACAAGCCCUGGACCGUGCCCGCUGCUGUCUUCAUGGUCCUCUUCAGCUCCCUGUGUUUGCUGCUCCCCACCGAGGACCCGCUGCCCUUCCUGACCCUGGCCUCACCACCCAGCCCAGGGCCUUGGAAGAUGCUGGCCCUGCUCUAUUACCCUGCCCUCUACUACCCUCUGGCCGCCUGUGCCACGGUCAGGCAUGGAGCCGCACUCCUGCUUGGCAGUGCACUGUCCUGGGCUCACUUUGGGGUCCAGGUCUGGCAGAGGGCAGAGUGUCCCCAGGCACCCAAGAUCUACAAGUACUACUCCCUGCUGGCCUCCCUGCCUCUCCUUCUGGGCCUCGGGUUCCUGAGCCUUUGGUACCCGGUGCAGCUGGUGAGAAGCUUCAGUCAUGGGACGGCAGCGGGCUCCGAGGGGCUGCAGAGCAGCUACUCUGAGGAAUAUCUGAGGACCCUCCUUUGCCGGAAGAAGCUGGAAAGCAACUCCCACACCUCCAAGCACAGCUUCCUGUCUCGGGCCUGGAUCUGCCUCAGACACCACAUCUACACUCCACAGCGAGGAUUCCGACUCCCCCUGAAGCUGGUGCUUUCUGCCACCCUGACAGGGACGGCCAUCUACCAGGUGGCCCUGCUGCUGCUGGCGGGCGUGGUACCCACCAUCCAGAAGGUGAGGGCGGGGAUCACCACGGACGUCUCCUACCUGCUGGCCGGCUUUGGGAUCGUGCUCUCCGAGGACAAGCAGGAGGUGGCAGAGCUGGUGAAGCACCACCUGUGGGCUCUGGAAGUUUGCUACGUCUUGGCCUUGGUCCUGUCUUGCUCACUCACCUUCCUCCUGCUGAUCCGCUCGCUGGUGACACACAGGGCCAACCUGCGAGCUCUGCACCGAGGGGCUGCCCUGGAUCGAGGUGCCCUGCCGCAGAGCCUCCACCCCUCCCGCCAGGCCGUAUUCUGCUGGAUGAGCUUCAGUGCCUACCAUACUGCUUUUACCUGCCUUGGGCUCCUGGUACAGCAGAUCAUCUUCUUCCUGGGGACCACAGCCCUGGCCUUCCUGGUGUUUAUGCCCAUGCUCCACGGCAGGAACCUCCUGCUCCUCAGAUCCCUGGAGUCCUCGUGGCCCUUCUGGCUGACCUUGGCCCUGGCUGUGAUCCUGCAGAACAUGGCAGCCCGCUGGGUCUUCCUGGAGACUCACCAUGGAUACCCAGACCUGACCAACCGGCGAGCGCUCUACGCACUCACCUUCCUUCUCUUCCUCAUCAACGUGCUGGUGGGCGCCGUGGUGGCCGCGUGGCGAGUGCUCCUCUCCGCCCUCUACAACGCCAUCCACCUUGGCCAGAUGGACCUCAGCCUGCUGCCACAGAGAGCCGCAGCUCUUGACCCCGGCUACCACACCUACUGCAACUUCUUGAAGAUCGAGGUUAACCAGUCGCAUCCAGCUGUGACCACCUUCUGUGCCCUGCUCCUGCGAACACUGAGGCCCCGGCCCCCCACAGCCCCCCAGGACGGCCUCAGACUGGGGGAGGAAGAAGAAGGGAUGCAGUUGCUGCAGACCAAGGACCCCAUGGCCAAGGGAGCGAGGCCCAGGGCCCAUCGAGGCAGGGCCCGCUGGGGCCUGGCGUACACGCUGCUUCACAAUCCGGCCCUGCAGGCCUUCCGGAAGACAGCCCUAUCAGGUGCCCGGGCCAACGGUGCCCAGCCCUGAGGAGGGAGGCCAAGCCACCGUGUCCUCGUCUGUGCCGGGUGCUUCCCCUCCCCCCAGCCCACUCCCUCCCCGGCUCUCCCAGCAUCACCCCAGCCAUGGCAGCCUCUCUGCUUGGCACCAGCUCUGCCAGCAGGUCCCCAGUGACCAGCCCCAGAGGCUGAGGGUUGCCAUGGUUGGCUGGAGGUCUGUCCACACUACAAGCGUUGGGAAGACUCUGGUCUGCCCCUUGGCCUCGAGGAGCCAGCGAAGGCUCUGGAGAAAGCAAUCAGUGGCUUAGCCCUUGGUCCAGGAGCCCAUGGAAGUCAGGCAGCCACAUCCUGGCUCCUCCUCAUGCUGGCUCUGCUGCCAGCAUCCAGGGCCUCCCUGAAGCCUUCUCCUGACCAGGCCUGGUGAUUCAGGCGGGGACAGCCUCAUAUUCCAGCUCGCCCCCCUCAGCCUUGGACUUUACCACCAUGGGACCAGACACAGUACUUCCUCUCCAGCUUUCCCCCUCCUCUCUGGGGGCCUCGUGGCCUGUAAGGCAGCCCAGGAGGAAGCCAUGGGCUCCUACCAGGCAGCAAAGUCAGCUCAAACCAGCCCCACACUGAGCUGCCCACACUUGAGAGCCUGAUAUUUUUGUAGUUGGUAUGCCUUUAGAUAUUAUGAAAGAGGUUAGUGUGUUCCUGGUAAUAAACUUGUCCCUGAGAAGCAGUCCUCCUCAGGGGGAGGGGCACGUGGGGAAAACUGCCCACACUGUCCA